Molecule: messenger RNA, 1035 nt
Organism: Verticillium alfalfae VaMs.102
Lineage: Eukaryota; Fungi; Ascomycota; Sordariomycetes; Glomerellales; Plectosphaerellaceae
Product: maltose permease
Exons: 3
Coding region: 1-1035 (344 amino acids)
Biological process (GO): carbohydrate transport; transmembrane transport
Cellular component (GO): membrane
Molecular function (GO): carbohydrate:proton symporter activity
Source: RefSeq, a predicted model, not a curated record
AUGGAUGAAGACGCUCCCGAAUACAUCCGGCGAGAGCCCGAGGCCCUCAAUGCCUUCAUCCAAGAGAAAACGUCACCGUAUGGAAGAGUCAUCCGUUCAUGGAAAAUGGCCAUCUUCUGGUCGGUUCUCUUUUCCGUCACCAUCAUCGGUGAGGGUUAUGAUCUGGCUCUCAUGGGCAACUUCUUCUCCUUGAGGCAGUUCCAAGAUCUCUUCGGCAGAUCUCACGGCCCAGGUCUUCCUCGUGAGAUCCCUGCUCUCUGGCAGAGUGGAAUGCUGUGCGCCGCUCUCGCAGGCCAGCUUAUCGGCAUUUACUUUACCGGACACUCUGUCGACCGCUACGGCCACCGUAAGACCGUCAUCUUCGCCCUUGGCCAGGUCAUGCUGCCAACAAGGCUGUCACACGUCUGGACAACAAUCUCCUCGCGUUCCGAAUCCCCCUUAUGGUGCAAUGGCUAUGGCCAGUCCCCGUCGCCAUCGGUGCCUUCAUCGCUCCCGAGUCCCCCUGGUGGCUCAUUCGUCAGGGCCGCUCCGAGGACGCCAGAAAGUCUCUCAGACGGCUCAACAAGCAGGCCCGAUUUCCCUCUGGAAGGCCACAUCCGCGCCAUGGAGCUCACAAACGAGCACGAAAGGGACUCCUUGCACAGCCCGGCAACGGCAAGCCGCACCUCCAGCAUCGCAUCCAAGUCCAAGAACGAACCGACCGUCCGCUGCGUGCCCGCCGUUUCGGCAGAGGCAGCCGCGGCUCGGGGGUCGCCCGAUGCCGUGCCCAGCUACGCCGACUGCUUCCACGGCACCAACAGGCGGCGCACAGAGAUUGUCGUCAUGCUCAACCUGACGCAGCAGCUGUGCGGGUCGUGCCUCAUGUUCUACUCGGCCAAGCUCUACCAGAAGGGCGGCAUCGCCGUCGAGCAGGCCUACGACUACACGCUCGUCCAGUACGGCCUCGGCCUCGUCGCCAUCGCCUGCAGCUGGGCCCUCAUGCAGCGCCUCAUGAGGCCAAGUCACUCGGUGCGUGUCGUACACAGCAGUCGCUAG